This is a messenger RNA of Homarus americanus (American lobster), 2185 nucleotides long. RefSeq names its product ubiquitin-conjugating enzyme E2 N (gene ben). The record is from RefSeq and is a predicted model, not a curated record. The transcript is spliced from 6 exons. Bases 4 to 549 code for a protein of 181 amino acids. NCBI's taxonomy places the organism in Eukaryota, Metazoa, Arthropoda, Malacostraca, Decapoda, Nephropidae.
AGGAUGAUAAAAAUGUCGUUACUGGAACAUCAUAACUGUGCUGGGACGUCCCUCGUCGCGGCGGUGUUAUCCGUGAAAUAUUUCACAAAAAUGGCUGCGGGAUUACCACGAAGAAUAAUCAAGGAAACUCAGCGGCUGAUGGCUGAACCAGUGCCAGGUAUAUCGGCAGUUCCAGAUGAAACAAAUGCUCGAUACUUUCAUGUAGUGGUAGCAGGUCCAGAAGGGUCACCCUUCGAGGGUGGAGUGUUUAAAUUAGAACUGUUCUUGCCUGAGGAGUACCCAAUGAGUGCUCCAAAAGUCAGGUUCAUGACAAAAAUUUACCAUCCCAACAUUGAUAAAUUAGGAAGAAUUUGCCUAGAUAUUCUUAAAGACAAGUGGAGUCCAGCGUUGCAGAUUCGUACAGUGUUGCUGUCCAUUCAAGCGCUUCUUUCAGCACCCAACCCGGAUGACCCCUUAGCUAAUGAUGUUGCUGAACUCUGGAAGGUGAAUGAAUCCGAGGCUAUUCGUAUUGCUCGAGAGUGGACGCGCACUUAUGCUAUGGGCAAUUAGUGCUUUGCCUUUAUAUAUUAAUUUUUUAUUGAAAGGAUAUCACUUCUCAGGAUCAACAGUACAUUAUGUUGAUGAAAGAGUGCAGAGUCCUUAGUCACAACAAAGAUACCAACCAACACAGCUAUGAGCCACCAGAGCCUGGAGGACUGCCAACCACUUACCAUCUAGGGUCAGCUGCUACUUACAGUCCUGACUGUUGAAAGUAUUACCCUUGGCAAUCUUCUACUCCAAAUGUAGUAUGCCAGCAGAUACAUGGAGUGAUCUUGGUGGCCCUACAGGAUAAUAUAUGACUGUGAAGCACGUGUUGGCUUGCUGGCAACUGACUAAGAAUUUUAAUCCCUUGAGAAAGAAAUUUUUGUUUUUGGGCCACGACAUCAAUUUUUCUUGUAUAUUUGUUCUAGUCUCCUGUUCUUUGGACAUCUUGAAAUUGAAGAUUUCAAGUGGAAUUAUCUGCCUCUUCAAAUCAUUAUAAAGAAUUCCAAUAAACAUGAGUUUUGCGUGAUUUUUCAAGGUGAUCAUUUGUAAGUAUUUUCAUUUUGUCCCCAUCCUCUUAGUUUCAGUGAGUCUUGGGGUCACAUCUUGAAGCAAGUAUCAUGUUUUUUGGCCCUGUAUCUACAGUGCCUUUAUGUCUUUAUGUCUGUUUUAUCUCAACUGCAAGGCUUUUUAAAUGUUAGAGAACUUUCAUUUUUACGCUUAGUGGAAAAUGAAGUUUGAGCAACUGCAGCACAGGGCCAGAGAACAUUCUGAGCAUCACAGCAACAUUUAUAGCUGUAUUUUUGUGGGUAACAUAACUGUUUGUUGUUCAUCCAGGAACUUCUGAUAUAUCAUCAUCUGUUUAGUUUAUCAGAAAAUCAGAAUGCACCUCAUAUACAAACAGUGCUGUGUGUCCCCCCAAAAUUGAAUAAUUGUGUUAUAUCAUCCUUCUGGUAUGCUGAUUGAAUGUAGAUCUCACAGGUAAGGGGUUCAUUGUAGUCCUGUUGGAAUAUUUUUUACCAAUUAACUUUUUUAUUAAUUUAAAUUAAAUUAAUUUUACAGCAGGUUCUCCUUAAUUUAUAUAUAACGGACUAUUAGGAGGUGACUGGGGUAUAUUAAAUUGAUGAUCCUUUACCUUGACAAUAAACACGAAUAUAUAUGUAUAUAUAUAUAUAUAUAUAUAUGAUGGUAUAAUAAUUGCUUUCUUGCUUAUUAAAGGAGUAUACUCCGUUUAUGGAACAUUGAAUGCAAUACAAGGUUCCAAAAUUCAUAUUAACCAAUGGAAGUCUUGAGCCAAGUAAGGAUCAUAUUGACAAUAGAGCCUCCAAAAAUGGUGCAUUAACUUACUAUAAAUACUGAAGCCAUUUGUCGUUAUAAGGGAAUGUUUUUGGGACACAUAGUAUACCGUGGUAUCUACAGAAAUACUGCCCUAGUACCAAUGUAAUCAAUGUCCUAUGUAAAUGACUCAUUCCACAUAGUGUGUAUUAUUGAUAGGCCUUAUGAUGAAAGAGUAAUCUUGCAUUACUUUGUUUUGUCACCCCCAUUACCAUAAAUAUACCUGUAUUAAUGCUUGCAAGAAAAAAAUGAAGGAAAAUUGGCAAUAAAGAUUCAAUCUCAAAGUGAAAUUUUGUAUGCUGCUUUAGAGUAAAGACUAUUAAAUUAC